Galendromus occidentalis (western predatory mite) is the source of this 1409-nucleotide messenger RNA. RefSeq names its product mediator complex subunit 27 (gene MED27). The record is from RefSeq and is a predicted model, not a curated record. Bases 324 to 1289 code for a protein of 321 amino acids. NCBI's taxonomy places the organism in Eukaryota, Metazoa, Arthropoda, Arachnida, Mesostigmata, Phytoseiidae. Gene Ontology annotation, molecular function: transcription coactivator activity. Gene Ontology annotation, biological process: regulation of transcription by RNA polymerase II. The transcript is spliced from 5 exons. Gene Ontology annotation, cellular component: mediator complex.
CGUCGUGAUCAGACGAGCUGAGCGGCUAUCAAACGGGUCUUAUCGAACAAAGAAAUCCAACUUCUUCGAGGCGGUCGCGGAGAAGAAAACUGCCUUUGCCCUGGAGAGGCGUACCGACGAAGUCACUCCGGUUCCCACGAUAGCCGUUGGAGAGACAAAGCGGAGACGAUUGGACGCUUCGACCCGGAAACCGGUGCCGGUCGCCUGAGAACGUCAACCGGGCUCAGAAACUCCGAUCGUCGGUACUGAAUUUUUCGAGGCAGCGGAAGUUUGUUCAUCGAGUCAAUCGUUUCAGACGUCGAAAAUCAACGACCGGUGGAAAAAUGGCUCAAUUCAUUGGUGGAGCUCAGCCACCUUCUAUCGACCCCGUGAGCAUGGAGAAUGUGCGCCAGGCUCUCGGAGCCGUCCGCGCCGUGCGUUCGAGCGUCGGCGAUGUUUUCCGGACGUUGGCCGAAGGUGUCCGCUCAAGCCAUGAGUCCGAGGAACGCGAGAAGGACCAGGACUUCAAAGGAAGCUUAGCGCACUCAUUGAGCAGCGUGCAUACGAAGCUGAGAGAGCUGGAGACCUCGGUUCAGAAUCUGAGCAGCACAGGCGGAGCAGGACUCUCGCUUGGAUCGACUUCACAUCUCUGCCAAGACCCGACUAUCGACCGGACAUCCUUAUACGUCGAUAUGAUAAAAACUCAUCGUUGGCUGGACAGGGUCCACGAGUACACCUCUCACAUGGCCAGUGUCCUGCAGCAGAACAAUCUGAAACGAUCGAAUAACAUGGUGUUUUCGAAUAAACGUCGACAAAGGCUACCCAUCGCGACCGGACACAACGUCCCGCCGCAACACGUCGAGAAUUUCAUCGGCGGUCUCCAGAGACAAUUGACAGACAUGACCAUAGAUCUCGUCCGACCGUGCGGCUCGAAUGCGGUGCUCAAGAUCACACUCGCGCGAACGCUAAAGGCCAUAGUGGUGCUUCGCGGACUGCUCAUUGAAUGGGUGCUCGUGAAAGCAUAUCACGAAGAACUCUAUACGGCCGACGAGCAACUGGACAUUUGGACCCCUUCGAGAUACAAAGUCUUCCAGAAAGUCACCGAUCAUGCCAACGCAGCGAUGCUUCACUUCCAUUCGCCCAAUCUCCAUGACUUAGCAGUGAAGUCAUUCCUCCAUUGGCUCCAGAGUUAUUCGACCCUCUUCUCUGACGCGUGCAAGCGAUGCAAUAGGCAUCUCAUGCACAACUUCCCACCCACAUGGAGAUGUGUUCGCACCUACGAAGCUUAUCAUGAAACCUGUAGACCCUGAUGGCGGGAAUGCGAACUCGUUCCGUAGAGGAAACUUCAUUGUACACUCCUGUAUAAAUGGUGCAGUUCGAUGAGGGAUUCGAUCAGCCAAUAAACUAUCCGAAGACGUGUUCAUCACGAA